Molecule: messenger RNA, 1306 nt
Organism: Microplitis mediator
Lineage: Eukaryota; Metazoa; Arthropoda; Insecta; Hymenoptera; Braconidae
Exons: 3
Coding region: 549-1079 (176 amino acids)
Source: RefSeq, a predicted model, not a curated record
UUCUUAAAGUAUAAUAUUUUUAAAAUAUUGUGUGAAAAUUUGAAGUGAAUCCGACAAAUUCUUUUCGAGUUAUUUAACAAUGACCAAAGGACGCUCGGGUGCUACGUGGCAUUCGAGAGCAGGUAGCUAGAAACAGCUGCAAGCAACCGACCUUUCGGGUUUCAUUGCCAUGAAUAUCUCCCCAUUUUAAUGUAGUACAAGAACUGAAAAAUAAUUUUUGGUUGCCAGUAUACCUGUAGUCGUUGCACUGAUCAGUCGAUAGUUUUGUGAUAAAUUAUUUCUCAAGUGAAUUAAAUUAUUAACCAUGGGACGUGAUUCUAGAAAGGUUUCAAGAGAACUUCGGAGUUCUGAAAAAAUUAAUAAGUCGCGUUCAGUCAAAAGAAAGAAUGUUUUUAAUCCGAAAACAGCCGAAAGUGAUGAAAGUAUUCAGAGUACAUCUUCUAAAAAAUUAAAACAAAACACUGAAGAUGAUGUACCUGAAGACAGCAGUACUGAAUUUCGAAUAAUAAAUUUGAUGAAAUUCGAGUGAUGAAAAACCGAAUCAUGAUAUGUGUCCAAAAGGCGAAGAAUCUUGGUGCUCUUACCAGCGCGCUGAAGCAAGAGGAGAGCUUGAUACCUAUUCUCACGAUUAUUCUCCCUUACCUUCUGAUGUUUUAAAAGCUAUCAAGCCUAUAUACGAAGGUCUUAGUAAUGAAAAUUUACUUUCAAGAUGUGUAGGUGGAUUCAAUCAGAAUAAUAAUGAAAGCUUUAACCAACUAGUAUGGAAAAUAUGCCCAAAAACGGUAAAUACUAGUUUUACUGUCGUACAAAUAGCUGCAUACGUUGCUAUGUGUAUAUUUAAUGAGGGUAUAAAUUCAUUAUUAGUCUUGAUGAAUACACUAGGACUUAAUUGUGGGCCUAAUUCUCAUCGGUAUGCAGAAAGAAUGGAUGCUGCACGUAUCAAAGUAGCAGAUAAGCGCGCUAAUGAUAACACCCGAGAAGGUCGAUUGCAACGUAGGCACCAGCAAAUCAAUAUUUUGGAAGCUGCUAUGACGGCUGAAGAGCUAUUAUAUGGUCCAGGAAUAGAUGACUCAGUAUGAAUCUCCAAGGACUUAUGAUGAUCACCGCAAAGGACUUCGGGAGGAACGGGCUCUACAAAAACAGCGAUAACUUUUUGAAUUAUUAAUUUUUUUUUUUGAAAUUUUCGUGAAGUCAAAUCGAAACGUGUUCUAAUAAAGCUAUGUUUUUAUUUUUGUCAAAUAAAGUAAUUAACUACAAAAAAAAAAUUAUUGAAAAUCAUCAUUUUUUCAGGCCUCUGAGUACCCCU